This is a messenger RNA of Aspergillus ibericus CBS 121593, 609 nucleotides long. RefSeq lists its product as uncharacterized. The record is from RefSeq and is a predicted model, not a curated record. The transcript has a single exon. NCBI's taxonomy places the organism in Eukaryota, Fungi, Ascomycota, Eurotiomycetes, Eurotiales, Aspergillaceae. The annotation marks the transcript as partial.
CUCACAAUGAUCGUCUUCAUCCAUCUCCCUUCGCAUCGUUCGUCCCGACAAAUUUAUACACCCUGACGAUCACCAUGCCGGCCAACGAGCUCCCAGCAGCGUCUCACGCCUCCGUUAUCAACGCCAUCAACCUCCGCAAGGUCCUCUCGCUACUCGGAGCCCUGCUCACCAUCAAGCUCCUGAAUGUGCUGGCAUCUCUCACCGGGGUGAGCAGAAACUCUGCCCGAUACCCCAAUAGCUACGUCGGCCAGGCCAUCAGCCGCAGGGAGCAACGCAUCAUCCACAUCCUCCUGACAAUCACGCCCGAGAACACCCAGCUCAACGAGAGUCUGCAAUCCACCGCAGGCCUGUCCAGCGCGGACAUGAGACCAACCACGGCCGAUAGUGCUCCUUCUUCCGGCCUGGCCAUCCCGCUGAUGCCUGUGCCGUCGCGAGUGGUCCGCCUGUCAAACUGUGUGACUAGCCGCAGUAUGGAUCUCGCCAUCGCUGGCAGAGGAAGAGAGCACGACGAUCAUACCAGUGCACAAGCGAGUGUGCACUUCCUAGGCCAUCAGCCUCUUGCCAGUGACUCGGUCUACUCGUCCGUCGUCCGGAGAAGCUUGUCGUUGA